This is a messenger RNA of Limulus polyphemus (Atlantic horseshoe crab), 426 nucleotides long. RefSeq lists its product as uncharacterized. The record is from RefSeq and is a predicted model, not a curated record. Gene Ontology annotation, molecular function: chitin binding. The transcript has 2 exons. Gene Ontology annotation, cellular component: extracellular region. Lineage: Eukaryota; Metazoa; Arthropoda; Merostomata; Xiphosura; Limulidae. The coding region runs from base 1 to 426 and encodes 141 amino acids.
AUGGACGAUAAACGAGAGGCUUACCUGUUGCCAGAUGGUGUUGACAGCGUUUUGGAUGAAGUAAAGAAGUCGUUUGUGUGUCCUGGAGAUGGCUACUACGCAGAUGUGAAUAAUGAUUGUAAAGUGUAUCAUGUCUGUCAAUCUGCCAUGUACUUCAAUAGACUUCAGAUGUUCCAAUGGAGUUUCUUUUGUGGAGAAGGAACAAUUUUCGACCAGCUAAGCCUAACCUGUUCCCUGCCAGAGAGGGCUGUUCAGUGUAAAACGGCCCCUAAUUACUUCUAUCUGAACAAUAACAUCGGCAAAGAGGGCGUGCCUUAUCUAACCGACAACAUCAAAGAGAAAGGUGUACCCUACCUAAUUGAGAAAGAUAUAGAUAUUAUAUCUGUUAGAAAGUUCCUACCUCCAGAUAUUCGAGUCAUUGCGUAG